Molecule: messenger RNA, 642 nt
Organism: Coregonus clupeaformis (lake whitefish)
Lineage: Eukaryota; Metazoa; Chordata; Actinopteri; Salmoniformes; Salmonidae
Product: WAP four-disulfide core domain protein 18-like
Exons: 4
Coding region: 1-381 (126 amino acids)
Biological process (GO): innate immune response; antibacterial humoral response
Cellular component (GO): extracellular region
Molecular function (GO): peptidase inhibitor activity
Source: RefSeq, a predicted model, not a curated record
AUGGACAUGAAUGUGUCAGCGCGUUGUGCUUUGUUUUUAUUUCUGUUGGCAUUUGUAGAUUUGAAAAUAGUCUCUGCUGCAGAAACGGGAGGAACAUCUACAGCAAAGCCUGGAGUGUGCCCUCGUAGACGAUGGGGCAUAGGGAUAUGUGCAGAGUUAUGUUCCACUGACAGUGACUGCCCCAAUGAUGAAAAAUGCUGCCACAAUGGAUGUGGGCAUGACUGCAUUGCACCUUACACAGCAAAGCCUGGAGUGUGCCCUCGUAGACGUUGGGGCAGAGGGAUAUGUGUAGAGUUAUGUUCCAAUGACAGUGACUGCCCCAAUGAUGAAAAAUGCUGCUUCAACGGAUGUGGGCAUGACUGCAUUGCAUCUACACAGUGAAGCCCGGUCGCUGUGCCCUGCCCAAGGGGAACUAGAUGUGUGCCGAGUACUGUUACCAAGAUGGCCAUUGCCCCGAGGAACAGAAGUGUUGCCGGAUAUUCUGAUGCUACGCCUGCAGUGAGCCAUUGGAGCUUUAUUGAAAAUUCUUAUUAAUUUAUAAGAAAAUGCAAAUUAUUAUAUGUAAAAUUAUGUCUAGGAAAACAAAUGAUUUUAUGCAAUAAUAAAUACGAAAAAUGAUCAGAGCUUUAUGGAAACCAGACA